GAGAGAGAGAGAGAGAGAGAGAGAGAGAGAGAGAGAGAGAGAGAGAGAGAGAGAGAGAGAGGAUGUCGGACGUCGUGGUGGUGGUCCGCGAAAGGGUGGACAGCAAAGAGGUUCUUGUCCAGGAGACGAGGUACGAGAGGGGCAAGGAACUCGAUCGAGACAUGGAGUGGGGCCCCGCUGUGGAACUGCAGGAGAGUCGUACUUCCUACGCGCUUGUCAAUGGUCUCGUCGUCAUGCUGAUCGUAGGUGGACUGGGGUAUGAUGACGACAACAACCUCAUCGAGGUUGUCCUGUUCGUCUACAAGCUGUCCGCCAUCGUCCCUGACACGUGCUUCUAUGAUUAUGAUGACGACGCUGACGAUGGUGAUGAUGGUGAUGAUGGUGAUGAUGGUGAUGAUGGUCACAACGGUGUCAAUGUUUUUUACGAUGAAAUGUGUAAAGACGACGGUGAUGACCGUGAUGAUGGUGAUGAUGGUGAUUAUGGUCACAAUGGUGUCGAUGUUUUCUACUAUGAAUUGUGUAAAGACGAUGAUGAUGAUGAUGAUGAUGAUGAUGAUGAUGAUGAUGAUGGUGAUGAUAAUGGUGAUGAUGAUGGUGGUGAUGAUGAUGAUGAUUAUGAUGAUUAAGACGGUUGUGAUGCUGAUGACAGUGAUGAGAACAAUGACAAUGAUGACAUUAACGA
Messenger RNA from Chara braunii, 682 nucleotides. The record is from the annotation of a GenBank genome assembly. NCBI's taxonomy places the organism in Eukaryota, Viridiplantae, Streptophyta, Charophyceae, Charales, Characeae.